Molecule: messenger RNA, 2048 nt
Organism: Silurus meridionalis
Lineage: Eukaryota; Metazoa; Chordata; Actinopteri; Siluriformes; Siluridae
Gene: eps8l1b
Product: eps8 like 1b
Exons: 15
Coding region: 139-1650 (503 amino acids)
Biological process (GO): regulation of Rho protein signal transduction; Rho protein signal transduction; positive regulation of ruffle assembly
Cellular component (GO): ruffle membrane; plasma membrane; vesicle
Molecular function (GO): actin binding
Source: RefSeq, a predicted model, not a curated record
AGAGAGAGAGAGAGAGAGAGAGAGAGAGAGAGAAGGACAACCUUGUGGAGGCACAGACAGAAAUAGUGAGUCAGAGCGAGAGAGAAAAAGAUUUGCACUAUUUCAAGAAUAUUCUAAGAAUCAAAACACGUUCUUCACAUGCAGAUGGAAGGACAUCAUAUUCUGAGUUUCCCGAAUCCACAGCCCCCAAACCACAUACACAAUAACAACAUUAAAGCUAAUGGAGUGCUAAAUGGUCAGCCUGAUAAGGCACUUCUGAAAGCACAGCAGGAGGUGGACAUGUUAAAUCAUUGUUUUGAGGAGAUUGAGAUGUUUAUGGCAAAACUGCAGCAGGCAGCUGAAGCUCAGAACAUCCUGGAACAGAGAAACAAGAAGAAAAAGAGUAGGAAGAAGGAGGAUGACCUGCUCAGUGCUAAAGCUAAAACUCCUCCUGAAGUUGAGUUCCUCCAGAUCUUCCAGAAAUUCAAAUACAGUUUCUGUCUUCUGGCGAGGUUAAACUUGGCCAUUGCUAACCCCACUUCAGAUGAACUUUUACACCACAUCUUCAAACCUCUGGACAUGAUUGUGAGGACUACAGGAAGCCCUGCAUUAGCAGCAUCAGUGAGAAGUCCAGCAUUAACAGUGGGGGCAAUCACACUGCUCAAAGAAAACCUAACACUGCAAGAACAUGCACUCUGGAGCUCACUGGGGAGCUACUGGACACAAUCAGGGUUAGCAUUAGGUGUUUCUUCAUACACUCCUGUGUUUCUGAAUGGUUGGAAACCACCUGGGGCAGAGCUUGAGGGCUGGAUUGAUCCCAUCCAAGUAGAACACAACAAAGAUGAAGAGCAGGCAAAGCUAGCGUUAAGGAGUUCUGUCCAGCCCCCAGUUCCUCUGAAUCCAGUAGAGAACACAGAAGUUGAUGGUGGGCCAAUGAAGGAGAGAUUGUACAGCUGCAGCUAUGACUUUGUGGCUCGGAACAGCAGCGAACUCUCAGUUUUGCAGGGAGAGACACUAGAGGUGAUUGAAUCAUCUAAACGAUGGUGGAAGUGUCGUAACAGGUUUAAUGAAGUUGGUUUUGUUCCCUUUAACAUUUUGGAGCCUGUUUCUCACAUAGAGAGUCUGGGGCCCAACAAACCACCCAAGGCUCCAGCACCACCUCCAAUGCAGAAGACAAGCACUUUGCCUCUGCCCACUUCCCUUCGCAUGACCUCAGACCUCAACACCUCACGACCUCGCAGCAUUGCCCUGCCACCUCAACAUUUUCCUGAGGACACAGAGAAAGUGAUGCAAGUUAAUGAUGAACUCCUGCAGAGGCUGACCAGUGGCAAAACAGCAUUGUCUCGUCCAUUGGUCAUCCCUCGGUCUGCAGAUACCUCACUUCCUCUGGACUAUCACUCACCUCCUGCUGAGGUCGAGGCCUGGCUACGUGGGAAAUGCUUUAAUGAACCAACUGUGCAGUGUCUUGGCGUCUUAACAGGAGCUCAGCUCUUUUCUCUGAAUAAAGAGGAGCUUCGUGCUGUCAUUCCUGAUGAAGGAGCGAGAGUGUACAGCCAAGUUGCUGUCCAGAAAGCUCUGUUGGAGGAUGUCAAAAAGGCAACAGAGCUUGAGACAGUGAUGGAGAAACAGAAGAUGAAAGUGGAUUUUACAGUGGAGAGUGGAACUCUCUAACAUUCAGGCCACAUCUGUAUACCCCACCAUACAAACACCCCCACCCAUCCACCCAACAUGCAUUCCCUCUUCUCCUCUAUCACCUUACUCUCAUCACAGAUAUAGUUCAUAUUUACAGAUAGGUGUACAUGGUGUGGUGUAACUAAAAAUUCAAUAUAUGUAAUGCCUUUACACACACACACACACAAACUUAUUACAGACUACUGCUCACACACUUUUUUCUAUGUAAAGCUGCUUCGGGACAAUGUCUAGUGUUAAAAGUACUAUACAAUUAAAACAAAAAAAAAAAAGUACACAAAUCAAGUGCCAUUUUAAAGUAAAGAUUUAUUUGCUUUCUAAAUGUAAAUGUUAUUCAUGACUGAUGACUCAAUAUAAUUAUAAUAAAUUAUAAUACCCUU